Messenger RNA from Funneliformis geosporum, 340 nucleotides. NCBI's taxonomy places the organism in Eukaryota, Fungi, Glomeromycota, Glomeromycetes, Glomerales, Glomeraceae. The record is from the annotation of a GenBank genome assembly.
AUGGCAAACCUAACCAUUAAUUUACCAAAAAAAAUAGAAAAACAAUUAGAACAUUUAGAAAAAACUACCGGCAAAAGCAAAGAAUUUUUUUGCCAAGAAGCCUUAAUUCAAUAUUUAGAGGAUGUGGAAGACCUUUAUAUGGCUCUCAAAGCCAAGGAGAAAAAACAUUAUACUACCAAAGAACUCUUGGAAAGUCUUAGACCUAAGAAAGGAUUAACCACUUCUUCGGGUUUAAAAAAAUUAGAUUUCUUAAUGGCUCGAAAAAUUGCGAUUAAAGUGGAAAAAUAUUUGGUUAAAAACCCUCGGCAGUUCGGCAAACCUCUGACCAAUGAAUAUAAAG